AUGGAGUCAAUCUUGUUGACUAAAGAAGAGUACUUUAAUUUGAUUGAAGAAGUCAAUGUUGCACUAGGAGCUGAGAAGAAGACGUUCCGGCAGUAUUACGUUCUUGGGAAGUAUGAGAUCGUGCAGUGUGGUGACCAGGGUUAUGCAAGGUGUAACUGUUCUACAAAAAUUUCUGCACAAGGAAUUCUGUUCAAUGCGUUCUAUGGCCCGUCAAGACCACCUGACUUGACGUUAUCGUCUACGCCAACAACAUCUACGCCAGCAUCGUCAUCAACACCUCAGUAUCCAACACCGACAUUCGGACCGCAAAUAUCCAGUGACGACCAUGUGGUAUCGACGAUAUACGUCACGACGUCAACUCCAAAAACGACUACAACAUAUAAAACAACUCCGCUGACAUACCUGUACCCAAACACAUCGAUAUCGACUGUAACAAUAACUGCAAUGUUAUCACAGAGUGCAAACCCUACGGAUUUCGAUCAACCUCUUCACACUUCUUUGGGACCAGACAGAAACAGCACACGUAAUUCGACGAGCGUUUGGUUGACGACAUCAUCGACGGCAAGAGUUGUGGAAAAUGCGUCCAAAACGAAUCAACAGUACUACAACGAGGACAAACUGGAUACAUUAGGCGAGGCAAACAUCAUGAUGUUUACCAUAGGCAAUGAUAACACAGGUGGCCUUAUUGCCGGCUCUGUCGUGGCAGUAAUCAUUCUUCUGCUGGCCUGCAUAGCUGUGUGUAUAUUUGUUGGGCAUCGUAGAAAUGAAGUGAGACCAGAAGAUGACGAUGGCAGCGUGUACGUCAACCAUUAUGUGACAGCUCCACCGAUUGUUUACAAGCUUUAAUGUCACAAGUAAAGUCAACUGUUAUGUUCACUGGAACAAUGUUUUGCUGAGUGUGAAGAUAGGGAUUCAAGGUGACUGAGUGAAGUACAGGAAUACGCAAAGAAGAAUAUACCUUGAAACAAACACAUUUUCACCUUAAGAACAUUUUGUACACAUAAACAAUAAUUAACA
Messenger RNA from Haliotis rubra (blacklip abalone), 1017 nucleotides. RefSeq names its product integumentary mucin C.1-like. Bases 1 to 846 code for a protein of 281 amino acids. The record is from RefSeq and is a predicted model, not a curated record. NCBI's taxonomy places the organism in Eukaryota, Metazoa, Mollusca, Gastropoda, Lepetellida, Haliotidae. The transcript is spliced from 4 exons.